Closterium sp. Yama58-4 is the source of this 8568-nucleotide messenger RNA. The record is from the annotation of a GenBank genome assembly. NCBI's taxonomy places the organism in Eukaryota, Viridiplantae, Streptophyta, Zygnematophyceae, Desmidiales, Closteriaceae.
AUGGUGGACGCAUCAGCUCCAGCUUCGGAAUUUCCAGCCGCUUCCGAGCCUGUCCAGAAAGCGUCAGGCUCGGAAGCGGAGUCGAAUGCCGAAGCUCUUCCAGUGAUCGACAUGGUGCCAAUCCUAGAGCUUGCCGAGGCGAAAGUGUGCUCCUGUUCAGUGAACGACCGUGUUGGCGUGUUCGAUGCAUCGAUCUCGUCAGCUCUUGACAGCAAAGCUGUAGACGUCGCAUCAGCAGCCCCUCGCCUCGCUUUGCUUAUCUUCCAAACCCUCCCCAUCUACUCCGACCGUCGCUCCCAAGCCUCUGUUGAGCGAGCUUUAACCAAAGCCCUCAAGCGCGAAACUGCCUUUGUCAAGGCAUUCGCCGGAGCUCUUGUCCAAGCCUGCGCCAAGCCAGGUUCGGUGUCAGCCUCGGUGGCUGGCUUGGUUAGGUACAAGCUGCUUAAGUGGUCGUGUUUGCUGCUGAGAGAGAGGGGGGAUGCGAUCGUGGGGGUGCGGGCGGCGUUCUCUCGUCUGGUAGUGGCGCAAGGGACGUUGCUGACGGUGGCGCUGGGAGACGAGCCAAGGCUGAAACGAGCUUCGUUGCAUGCUGUCAACGAGAUGCUUGGCGCGGUGCCGUCCCUUGCAGCAGCAUACCUGGCAGAGCUAAAAUCCACGCCUGUCACCCUCACCACAGUCGGCAUCGCCCAUCCCCUUCUCACCUACUUCCUCGAGACCAAGGCCCGCGGAGCAGAAGGUGCUGCUGCAGCAGAUGGCGUAGCAAACGGGGCUGCAGAUGCAGUCUCAGCUGCGCCUGGUUCCGCAGCAGAGGCCAAGGCGUUCUUCCUGGAAACCUACUCCAAGCUCGUGCUGAGCAGCAGGGAGCGCCCCCCCCACGUGGCGUCGGAGGCGUUUGCCCCUCUGCUGCACUCGCUGGAGCACUCGGAGUUCAAAGGGACGCUCUUCCCCACUGCUGCCAAGAUGCUCAAACGCAACCCCGAGCUCAUCAUGGACGCAGUUGGCUACCUGCUGUCCACUGUGCGUCUCGAUCUGAGUGCCUAUGCACCAGAGCUGCUGCCCACCCUGGCGCUGCAGGCGCGGCACCAGAACGCAGCCACAAGGGAGGAAGCGAUUGGCGUAUUUGCAGUAGCGGCCAAGCAGUGCAGCGACUCUGACAGCAUCCGGACCAUGUUUGCAUACCUCAAGGGGGUACUAGCGGGCAAGGAGGGCAAGCUGACGUCAGUGUAUCAGAAGGUGGGAGUCUACCAGACUCUCCGCGCCCUGUCCUCCUUCUCCCCACCGGGACCCAAUGCCAUGGCUCCAGCUGUCGCUGCUGACGUGGCAGAGUUCCUGAUGUCGGCGUAUGCUGGCGACACCAAUGAAGAGGUGCUUGCAUCGAUCCUCUCAGCGCUGGGCGAGUGGCUUGCACGGACAGCAAGGCAGGCGCCUGCUGCCACGUCAGCUUUUGUCACUGCCAGGCUGGCAAAGGAGAAGGAGACGCUCAGGCGAUGCAUGCUGAGGUGUCUGCGAAUGGCCUUCCGUAACCCUCACGUGCGAGAGAAGCUUGUCCCGUGCGUGGAUGCGCUAGUGGCACUGGUGAAGAGCGGAGUGGCGAAGCCCACCAUGCGGCUGGAUGGGGUGUAUGCUCUGCUGCUCGCUGCAUCCAUCGCUGCACUCGACCUGGGAUCAGAGGAGAAGCUAGCCAAGGAGAAAGUGUGGCAGCUGGUGCUGCAGGGUGAUCCACCCUUCCUCUCCACUGCCAUUGUGCCUAAGGUCACUGGGGAAGAGGACCUUCUGGCGCUGCUUGAACUGGUGGAGGUGGUGCUGCUGCACCAUUCCGCCAGUGUCAGCACUGGCCAUGCUGCAGCUGUCAGCACAAACGAGCUUUGCAGGCUCGCGGUGCAUCUGCUGUGGCACCCCUUGUCAUCAGUGCGCAAGGCAGCGCACGCCAUGGUGGCUCGCUUCCACGCCAUCUCGCCUCUCCUCUCCGACUCCCUGCUGGACGCCCUCUCCCUCUCUCUGCCGCCUCUGGAGGACCUCGCAGCAGCCGCUGCCGUCAGCACUGGGGAUUCCCCUGAGGCAGCAGCAUCGCCAGAGUCUGCAGCAGACCGCCUUCCUCCCCCACAGCUGCUGGGGCAGGCGCUGCUGGUGGUGGCGGGCACAGGGGCCGUGGCAGAGAGGGUGGGCGUGGCGGCACGGGUGAUGCUGCUGGCUCACCAUAGGCUUGUUGCUGGGGGGCGGAAGAGAGAUGUCGUGUGGCAGGAGCUUGUAAGGGCAUGGCAGCGUCGGGCAUAUGAGGUGUCUGCCACUCUGGCCGCGGAGCCUGUUGUUGUGGCUAAGAUUCUGACUGGACCAGCGGGGCUCGCAUCCAGCCGCCCAGCUCAGUCAGAUGCUGCCAUCGCAGCCAUCCAAUCUGCCAUGCGCCUCAUCCCUGCAGAGUUCUUCCAGCCACUUGUCACGGAGCUGGAAGCGGUGGGACAGCGGGAGGAGCACGAUGCUCUCACAGAAUCUGAGAUUAAGAUAUUCAACACACCAGAGGGCAUGCUAUCAGCAGAGGACGGAGUGUACGUGGCAGCGGUGGUGAGGGACAAGAACGUGAGGCAGGCAAGGGGCAAGCUGAAGCUGUACGGUGCAGAGCUGGAUGAUGAUGACGAGGAGGAGGAGCCUAGCAAACCCGCCCCUGCUGCUGCAGCGGCGAAGAAAAGUGCUGGUGCGAGGGACAAGCUGAAGCUGUACGGUGCAGAGCUGGAUGAUGAUGACGAGGAGGAGGGGAAACCCACCCCAGCUGCUGCCCCUGCGAAGAAACCUUCCGCUGCCACACCAGGAGCUCGCGGUGCAGCUGAGACCAGUGGCCCAAAGGGUGUGGCUGGGAGAGGAGCAGGUAAGAAGGACACGGGGAAGCCGGGGGCAAAAAAAGCAAUUCCUAUACCAUUCCCUUGCGUUUAUUCUACCCGCUGUCUAUAUUUACAGGCCACACCAGCAAGGGGAGGAGCUGGAGCUGGUGGAGCCAAGGGGGCGGCUGGGAGAGGAGCAGGCAAGAAGGACGCGGGGAAGCCUGGGGCUAAGAAAGCAGCGGCAGGCGAGGGGGAGAAGGGGAAGACUGCCAAAGAGGAGGCUAGGGAGGCACUGCUGCUGGAGGAGGAGAAAGUGAGGGAGAGAGUGAGAGGGAUUCAGAGGCACACGGGGGUGCUGGUGCGGGCGCUGGGUGCUGCUGCUGCUGCCAACCCGGCCUUCUCACACGACCAGCUGCCCCAGCUCGUAGCAUCCAUACUGCCGCUGCUGCGCUCGCCGCUCAUCCCCUCACAAGCCUUUGAUGCGCUGGCGCUGGUGAUGCGCUGCCUCUCCCCCGCGCUGCAGCCCUUCUCCUGGGACGUCGCCUCCGCCCUCUGCUCCGUCUCCCUCGCAGGGGAGAGCCUUGCGGAGCAGCUUAAGGAGGAGAGUGCGGAGGAGGGCGAGGAGGAGGGAGGGGAUGGGAAGAGGAGGAGGAAGAAGGAGGAGAGUGUGGUGGAUAGGGUGGUGAGGGCUGUGUGGGCGGCGUGUAAGGAGGGAGGGUCGCUUCCUGCUGCUACAUUUGGCGCUGUGUUCCCGAUCUUUGAGAGAGUGCUUCGGGCAAACAAGAAGACCCGUCUGCACGACUCCAUCAUCUCCAUCCUGCAGCUGCACACAUCGCCCUUCAUCACUCUGCCGCGCCUCGCCAUGAUCUCGGUGCUCUACCACGUGUUGGGCCGUGUGCGCAUCUACCACUCACGAGUCCAACCGAUUCUGAGGGAGCUCUGCAGAGGCCUCAAGUCGGACGAGAUUGGAGGGGCACUAGAAGGUCUGUUUGCAGAGCAGGCACAUGUGAGGGAGGCGUGUUUGGAAGCAGUCAAGUAUAUUCCAACCCUAGCAGCAGGCAAGGCCCCUCAGGACCAAUAUGUGGCCUGUGCCAUCUGGAUGGCCCAAUACGACCCCGAACCUGCCAACGCCGAGGCUGCCGAGAUGGUCUGGGACAUGUACGGGCACGAGCUAGGCCCGGAGUAUGCGCCGAACCUGAUUGUCAGCCUCGGGAACCCGAGCCAGGAGGUUCGUCUGGCAGCUGCUGAGGCUAUGGCGGCAGCUAUGGAUGAAUACCGAGGCACUAUCCAGGCCAGUUUAUCAAGCCUGUUCUCGCUGUACGUGCGGGAUGCGCCACCUCAGACUGCCAUGUGGCGGCCUCAGGAUGAUGCCACGUGGCACAGCAGGGAGGGCAUGGCUCUGGCGAUGCGAGCGGCUGCUGACGUGCUGACCACUAAGGAGCUGCCACUUGUCGCCACGUUCCUCAUCUCCAAAGCUCUGGCUGAUCCUAACGAGGAGGUUCGGAGGCGCAUGGUGGAGGCAGGUUUGGCGAUCAUCAACCGGCACGGCAAGGAGAACGUGGGGCUGCUGCUGCCCAUCUUUGAGAACUACCUCGACAGAAAGGCGGACAACGAGCACAGUUAUGAUCUUGUGCGAGAGGGCGUGGUGGUCUUCCUCGGUGCCCUCGCAAAGCAUCUUGCCCCGGAGGAUCCCAAGGUGACGCUCAUUCUCGCACGGCUGCUGGAGGUGCUGAACACGCCCUCAGAGGCCGUGCAGAGGGCCGUGUCUGACUGCCUGCCGCCGCUCAUGCCCGCCAUCUCCCUCAAGGAGGGCGGAGCCCAGGCGCUCAUAGCCCAGCAGCUCAAGGUGCUGCUGACCAGCGACCGCUUUGCCGAGAGGAGAGGCGCGGCGUUCGGGCUUGCUGGAGUGGUGAAGGGGCUUGGGCUGAGGAGCAUUCGAGAUUAUGGCGUGCUCCAGGCGCUGAUCAAGGGCGUGGAGGACAAAUCCUGCCGUAUCUUUUGGUGUGCUACUCCGACACAGCCUCUCAUCGUCUCACAACACCCCCCCCUUCCACUUCCCCUCCCCUCCCCCCUUCCUCCCACCAUCAGCUACGUGAUUCACAUCUUGCCGUACCUCCUGGUGUGCUACUCAGACACAGCCACGCCAGUGAGGGAGGCCACGGUGCAUGCGUCUCGCUGCAUCAUGGGGCAACUCAGCGCUCCUGGGGUCAAGCUCAUCCUGCCCGCGCUACUCAAGGGAUUGGAGGAGAAGGCGUGGCGCAGCAAGCAGGGCAGCGUGCAGCUGCUGGGAGCCAUGGCCUUUUGUGCGCCCCGCCAGCUGUCGCACUGCCUGCCGCUCGUGGUGCCCAAGCUCAGCGAGGUUCUCACCGACACGCACCCCAAGGUGCAGGCAGCUGCGCACACGUCCCUGCAGCAAGUGGGGAGUGUCAUCCGCAACCCUGAGAUUGCCGCCCUUGUGCCCUCGCUGCUGGAUGGCAUCGCCAACCCCAACAAGCACACCCGCGCCUGCCUCGACCUUCUGCUGCAGACCACUUUUGUGAACUCCAUCGACGCAGCUUCCCUGGCGCUCGUCAUCCCCAUCGUGCACCGCGCGCUGAGAGAGCGCUCCUCCGACAUCAAGAAGCGAGCCGCUCAGAUUGUCGGCAACACGGUCUCCCUUGUCACGGACCACUCCUCGCUGCUGCCAUAUCUCAACCUGCUCCUGCCCGGGCUCAAGAAAGUAUUGUUAGACCCGCAUCCGGACGUGCGCACCGUGGCGGCCAAGGCGUUUGGGUCGCUGGUGCGCGGUGUUGGAGAGCAUGAGUUCCCUGAUCUUGUUCCCUGGAUGCUCGAAACCAUCGGGUCCGAUGCGUCGAGUGUGGAGAGGUCCGGGGCGGCACAGGGGUUGAGCGAAGUGCUAGGGGCGCAGGGCCGUCACCGGUUCGAGCUGCUGCUGCCAGACCUGCUGGCGGGGUGCUCGCACAAGGUGGCGACGGUCAGAGACGGCCACCUCACCCUGUUCAAGUACCUACCGCUUGCCUUCGGGGCGCCCUUCCAGAACUACCUCCCCCAAGUGCUGCCUGCCAUCCUGGACGGUCUGGCGGAUGAGAGUGAGAGUGUGCGCGAUGCAGCACUGGCAGCCGGGCAUGUGUUGGUGCAGCAGUACGCCAUCAGCUCGCUGCCUUUGCUGUUGCCAGCAGUGGAGGAGGGGCUGUUCAGCGACAGCUGGCGGAUCAGACAGAGCUCCAUGGAACUGCUGGGCGACCUGCUCUUCAAGGUCGCAGGCACAUCCGGAAAGGUGGUGUUGGAGGGGGGCAGCGACGACGAGGGAGCCAGCACGGAGGCGCAGGGCCGGGCGAUUCUGGAUGUGCUGGGGCUGGAGAGGCGCAACGAGGUGCUGGCUGCCGUCUACAUUGUUCGAUCCGACGUGUCACUGUCCGUGCGACAGUCCGCGGUGCAUGUGUGGAAGACCAUAGUGGCCAACACGCCGCGCACACUCAAGGAGAUCAUGCCCACUCUCAUGCGCCUGCUCAUCGACUCGCUCGGCUCACCCUCCUUCGAACGCCGCCAGAUGGCCAGUCGGGCCAUAGGCGAGUUGGUGCGCAAGCUGGGAGAGCGAGUGCUACCUUCUGUGGUGCCCAUUCUCUCUGCCGGUCUCAAAGACCCCAACCCCGCCACCAGACAGGGUGUGUGCUGUGGGCUGGGCGAGGUGAUGAAUGCAGCAGGGCGGCAGAACCUCACAUCCCACCUGGACGACCUUAUUGGCACCAUCCGCACUGCACUCUGUGACGAGGAUGCUGAAGUGCGGGAGGCAGCAGCACAGGCCUUCAGCACGCUCUACAAGAGUGCGGGCAUGCAAGCCAUUGAUGAGAUUGUGCCAGCACUGCUGCACUCUCUGGAGGAUCCUCACACAUCUGCCACAGCCCUUGAUGGACUCAAACAAAUCCUCAGUGUGCGCACCACUGUCGUUCUGCCUCACAUCCUGCCCAAGCUCGUCAAACCACCCCUCACGGAGUUCAAGGCACAUGCUCUGGGUGCGCUGGCAGAGGUGGCAGGGGCGGGCAUGUGUGUGCAUCUGGCCACGGUGCUGCCGCCGCUGCUCAAUGAGAUGGGGCAGAUGGAGGAGUCUGCCUUGCGCUCGAUGGCAGUGGCGUCAGCAGAGGCGGUGGUCAAGGGAGUGGACGAGGAGGGGCUGGACUCUCUUAUUGGCGAGCUCACCCACGCACUGUCUGACAACUCGGCUGUCAUGAGGCGUGGAGCAGCGAAGCUUCUAGGAACCUUCUGCAAGAUCACACGUGUGGAUCUGGAGGAGGAGCUGCCGUCGCUGAUGGCCAUCCUCAUCGUCAUGCUCGCUGACCCUGAUGAGGCCUGUGUGAAGGUGGCAUGGGAGGCGCUGGGCAGUGUCACAAGCACCAUCCCCAAGGAGUCGCUGCCAGUGCACCUCAAAGUGGUUCGGGACGCUGUUGCCACAGCCAGGGACAGGGAGAGGAGGAAGAGGAAGGGCGUUCCCAUGCUCGUUGCUGGCUUCUGCCUGCCAAAGGGCUUGCAGCCGGUGCUUCAGAUAUACCUCCAGGCGCUCAUGCUGGGAUCAGCGGAGAUGCGAGAGGCGGCAGCAGACGGUCUGGCCGAGCUGAUAGACGUGGCCAGUGAGGCGGCUCUGCGGCCGUUUGUGGUGCCCAUCACUGGUCCACUCAUCCGAAUAGUGGGGGAUCGCUUCCCCUGGCAGGUCAAGGCGGCCAUUCUCUCCACCCUCGCCAUCCUCAUCUCAAAAGGAGGCAUCGCUCUCAAGCCCUUCCUGCCACAGCUGCAGACCACCUUCAUACGCUGCCUUCAAGACUCCAACCGCACGGUGCGCUCGCGAGCAGCCAAGGCGUUGGGGCGGCUGACAGCUCUCAACCCAAGAGUGGAUGCUCUCAUCUCCGACCUCCUCAACUCCAUCCAGACUGCAGACGGUGCAGUGAAGGAGUCGAUGCUCAUGGCCAUCCGCGGAGUGGUGAGGCACGGAGGCAAGGCCGCUUCUCCCGCCUCUCUGGAGCGCCUCUCCUCGUCGCUGCAGGCGGUACUGUUCGCCUCUGACAGCGAUGACGACUCUGUUGUUCGCUCCGUCGCUGCUAGGGCUCUUGGGGGCACUGCGCAGUAUCUAUCGGAGCCGGAUUACCUCUCUCUCCUCUCUGCCCUCGCCGCCCCCCUCCCCUCCUCGCGGCCCUGGUCGCACCGCCUCGCAGCUGCACUCGCCCUCUCCUCCCUCCUCCGCCACACUGCCUCCCGCCCUGCGCCGCUGUCAGCAUCCCAGCUCACAGCUGUGGGUGACAAGGCAGCGGUGGCGAUAAGAGCACAUGCAGGGGAUGAUAAGGUGCCGGUGCGGGAGACGGCGGCUAAGUCGGCGGGGAGGUGGCUGGUGCUGUUUGGGAUGGGGGGGGGGAGUGCGGCGGGUGUGGUGGGGGUGCUGGCUUCGCUGCUUGGGGAUGCUGCUAGUGACGUGCGGAGGAGGGCGCUGUCUGCUGUCAAGAUGGUUGCUAAGAAGGAGCCCAUCCCUGCAAAGCUCAUGGCAGCGCUAGGUCCACCCCUGUCGGAGUGCCUGAAAGACACAAGCCAGCCUGUGAGGAUGGCUGCAGAGCGAACCAUUCUACAUGCCUUCCAGCUCAGCAAGGGCCCUGACCAGGUGACAGCAGCGCAGAAGUACCUCACAGGGCUCGAAUCUCGUCGCAUUGCUAAGAUGCCCGUUGUCAGUGAUGGCAGUGACGAUAGUGAAGAUGACGAUGCACAGGAUGAUUAA